AUGGCGUUUCCCAAGCAUGACAAAACGCGCCUACCGUCGACGUCGAUAGAGCAACUUGCGAGUUUGCGUGCGUGCGAGGGAGGGCUUGUCAGGAUGAGCGACGGCACUCGAGCGCCGAUAGAGAUCCCGAGGGCGGUACCUUUCGGUCGGGCGGUACUCAAGAAUGCCUCGGAUGCAGCGACGUUUCACGAGCAAUCACCGUUUGCCAAUGGUGUCAAAAUGGGAUUGUCAUCUGCUGUCGUAGGCACGAUGGUGUCUGCUAUUCAAAAUUCGAUUGGCCGUCAUUCACAAGGCGCAAUGGGCGUCUUCACUCGCUCGGGCACAACGAUAGGUCUAUUCGGCGCAAUGGGAUUCACGUUUGCCUUUAUGGAUGCCCGGCUAGCCAACUUCAGAGAGAUUGAGGAUCCGCUCAAUUCUGCCUUUGGAGCUUGCGCUGCUGGCUUUCUGGGAGGGAUCAGCAAGGGCGGUCUGGCGAGUGGGAUCAGCGGAUGUGCCGUCGGAGGGGCACUCCUGGGCACAUUCGGCUAUGCUGGCUCGUCCAUGGUAGGCGCAAACUUAGAGAGCAAGACGUUGGAAGAGCGAGAAGAGUUGAGGAAGAGUUUCUUCAAGAAGAGGGAUCUGCUCGACUCGGUCCCCAAGUAUGAGCCCAUACAGUCCAAGUCUAGCUAG
Mixia osmundae IAM 14324 is the source of this 669-nucleotide messenger RNA. RefSeq lists its product as uncharacterized. The record is from RefSeq and is a predicted model, not a curated record. The transcript has 4 exons. Lineage: Eukaryota; Fungi; Basidiomycota; Mixiomycetes; Mixiales; Mixiaceae. Gene Ontology annotation, biological process: mitochondrial respiratory chain complex I assembly. The coding region runs from base 1 to 669 and encodes 222 amino acids.